CAUUUUCAGCGAUAAUUUUCUUUCAGAUACAGUACUCGGCUCAAACAAUUGUUAAUGUAUUCAAAUUUUGCUGCCACGCAUUGAUGUUUUAAUUCAGCUGUUUCAAAAUGAUGCAGCACCAGUAUUGGGUAACUAAGAAGACUGUGUUGAAAAAACUAGGAACCAAAGAAGACGAGUGUAUAGUUUCGUCCGAUGCCGAGUUAGACGCGAAACUGGAGUUGUUUCGAUCAAUAUCAGAUAGUUGUUUGCAAUUACAAAGGGUUUUAGACCAAUAUCAGGAGCGUUUGUGCGUGUUAGCGCAAGAGGAGAACGCAUUAGGGAAGUUUUUGCGGGAUUCGGGUAAGAGUAAUGAUGCAGCUGGUAAACACAUGGUGUCGGCUGGCAAGGCGAUAUCGUACUCGGGUCAGCAGCGUCUGUCUGUGAGAGCGCCUUUGUUAAGGUUGUACCAUGAAGUGGAAACGUUCAGAGGGCGCGCAGUGAGCGAUAUGAGGGCGACGGUAUCUGCUAUGGAGAAGGCCCGCAUCGAAUACAGAGCUGCAUUGAGUUGGAUGAAAUCUACAAGUGCGCAGCUGGACCCGGACACGGGCCGCGGGCUAGACAACUUCAGGAAGGCCCAGAGACAAGUGCGAGAAAGUAAAAAGGUUUUUGAUAAGCUAACACUUGAUGUGCUGCAAAAGAUUGAUCUUCUAGCUGCAGCGCGAUGCAACAUGUUCUCCCAUGUCCUAACAAACUACCAAAGCUCCUUUUUAACAUUUGGCACAAAAGUGUCCCAAACUCUCUUGGCCACAGCUGACACGAUGAACGCUAAGCCUAUGUACGAGUUCUGUAUACUUAAGGAGUUGUCCCAGAACUUGGGGGAGGGAGAUGGAGAACAGAAACAAGAGGAGAUAGUACCGCAGGAUAAGGAUCAAAUGUUAUUUUUCCAGGACGAAUACAAAGAUAACAAUGACAACAACCGAAAGCCAAAACCAACAGAGGCCAACAAGAGUGACCAAAGAGACGAGGCCAAACCUAACCCAGACAAAGUCGAGGCUCCACCAGAUUCCGCAAAUCUUAUAGAUGUUGUGGAGUCAACCGAAGAAAGUAUCAGUGCUGAUCUGGCCGGGUUGAGGAUGGAUUGUGGUGACGUGGCCGGCAACUUUGGGAUGUUCAUGCCUUCCCAGCUGUUACAGGAUAUGAACACACCCAGUUUAAUUGAGGAAACCCUCAUACCAGUGAAUCCUGAAAAGAGCCAGCUCCCCGAAUCAACUGAGCCGAAUGCCUCCAAACCAAAGAUUAAUCAGAAGAAGGAAGACAAGGCCGCUUGGUUCAAGCUUUUUGCAGAGCUGGACCCUCUUGCGAACCCAGACAGCCUUUUGGGCUCUAAUAAUAACCAGAGUCAUGCAGCUUAGGCAUACAGUCCAAAGGUAGGUGACAAAGAUUUUACUGCAUUUGAUUCUGCACCUUGCUGCUGUAUAAGUAAAGUCUGUUUUUGAAAAAUUCUUGUACCAUCGCCCAAAUUGUUAACUGUACAUCGGUGGACCUUAUGCCUAUUGUAAUAAGGUCCACCGAAGUACAGUUAACAGUGUUGCUGUUUCUAGUGUUUCUACCUACUUGUUUUGAUAAAAUGCCUAGCCAUUGAGGUAGACUUAUUCACUUUGAACAC
This is a messenger RNA of Cydia fagiglandana, 1645 nucleotides long. It is a transcript of the gene ICA69, whose product is annotated as islet cell autoantigen 1. The transcript is spliced from 4 exons. Gene Ontology annotation, cellular component: Golgi apparatus. The record is from RefSeq and is a predicted model, not a curated record. Gene Ontology annotation, molecular function: protein domain specific binding. Gene Ontology annotation, biological process: regulation of transport. Lineage: Eukaryota; Metazoa; Arthropoda; Insecta; Lepidoptera; Tortricidae. Bases 108 to 1391 code for a protein of 427 amino acids.